AUGAUUUAUUUAAAAAUUGUUGUAGCUCUUCUGGGGUUUGUAAUAGCAUUAAAUGCAAAGACCUAUGACGGCUAUAAAGUAUACAGUGUAGUGCCCAAAUAUGAGGCGCAAGUUCAAAUUUUGAACGAUUUGCGUAAAAGUGAUUACAGUUUCGAUUUCUGGACUGAUCUGUUUGAGAUUGGAAGUGAUGUUAGGAUCAUGGUUGCUCCUGAAAAAGAAAUGGGUUUUCUAAAGUACAGCAAAAGUGUUGGACUGGACGCGACGUUACGUAUUGAAAAUGUUCAAGAUCUUAUUGACGCCCAAAUGCAACCAUCUCAAUCUACUGAAAGAGCCACUCUAGGCUCUUUUACUUGGACUCAUUACCAUCCUCUUGAAGAAAUCUACGCAUGGCUUGACGAGCUCAAAGAAUUAUACCCCGAUGUUGUCACUCUGAAAACUAUUGGCACUUCAUAUGAAGGCAGGGAUAUCAGAGGAAUCAUUAUAGACUUCAAACCGGAUCAAAGAAGUGACAAACCGUUGAUUGGAAUGAUUGAAGGUGGUAUACAUGCAAGGGAAUGGAUAUCUCCAGCUACUGUCACGUGGAUUAUUAAAGAAUUCUUAACAAGUACCGAUAGUACUGUCAGAUCUAUGGCAGAAGCUUUCGUUUGGCAUAUCUUUCCUGUAGUUAACCCUGAUGGUUAUACUUAUACGUUUACGGAUACCCGUAUGUGGAGGAAAAACCGCAAUCCAACCAACUAUGUCAAUUGUUCGGCGGACAGCGAUAUAGGUAACGGGAUUGAUCUGAAUCGAAACUUCGAUUUCUUUUGGAUGACUGUCAGCGCUUCCAGUAAUCCGUGUUCAAACAACUACGCGGGUCCAUCUCCUUCAUCAGAACUGGAAACCAAAGCGAUCAGCGAUCACGUCCGCUUAUUGACUUCUCAAGGAAACUUCAUUUACUACAUCGCUUUCCAUUCAUUCUAUCAGAUGAUUCUAGUACCUUUCAGUCAUGUGACUGGUACUGAUGUUCUGGAAGCUGAUAAUUACGGUGAUAUGGUCUUUGGGCACGAAAUAGACACGAACGAAUUCUCCAAGGACUGUAUUGGAACACCGAACACCGCAGUCACUUAG
Messenger RNA from Hyposmocoma kahamanoa, 1107 nucleotides. Its product is annotated as zinc carboxypeptidase-like. Lineage: Eukaryota; Metazoa; Arthropoda; Insecta; Lepidoptera; Cosmopterigidae. Gene Ontology annotation, biological process: proteolysis. The coding region runs from base 1 to 1107 and encodes 368 amino acids. The transcript has 5 exons. Gene Ontology annotation, molecular function: metallocarboxypeptidase activity; zinc ion binding. The record is from RefSeq and is a predicted model, not a curated record.